Fonsecaea multimorphosa CBS 102226 is the source of this 2961-nucleotide messenger RNA. RefSeq lists its product as uncharacterized. Bases 1 to 2961 code for a protein of 986 amino acids. NCBI's taxonomy places the organism in Eukaryota, Fungi, Ascomycota, Eurotiomycetes, Chaetothyriales, Herpotrichiellaceae. Gene Ontology annotation, molecular function: glutamine synthetase activity; hydrolase activity. The record is from RefSeq and is a predicted model, not a curated record. The transcript has a single exon.
AUGGCACCUCAGCCAGAGCUCUAUCCUACCCUGCACCGAGUGCGCGAUCUCGAAACUGCGGGCAUCGAGGACCUGCAACAGAUCAUUCAGACAUUCCCCGUCAUUGACAACCAUGCCCACAACAUGCUCACCGAAGAACAUGCCUAUGGCAGCGCGGAAUAUCCUUUUGAGUGCAUCACUUCAGAAGCUCAGGGACACGCUCUGACGGAUCAUGUCCACACCAGCCUCUCUCACAUGCGCGGAAUCAAACACCUGGCAGAAUUCUACCAGUGCCCAGAAACGCUCCAGGAUGUCAAGGCUGCCCGAUAUGAGUGGGUGCGCAGAGACUAUCCCGGUCUGAUCAAAAAAUGCUUUGAGGGAACACAUGCGAUCAUGAUGGACGAUGGACUCUCGCCCGAGAUUAUCCAUUCUUUUAAGUGGCACAGACAGUUUGUGCCCACAGUGUCAAGGAUCGUGAGGAUCGAAGCCGUUGCAGCGGAGCUGCUUGAACAUCUCGCUCACGCAGCGGGCUUUAUGAGGGUCGGUCUGGACGCCGAUUGGGAUAUCAGCCAGACAGAGAGCUUCUUGGUCCGCUUCAAUACCGUCUUCAGAAAUCAGAUUCGCACGCUGGCCAACGAUCCAGAUGUCCGGGGCUUCAAGUCAGUCAUCUGCUAUCGUUCGGGUCUGGACAUCGGCCUCGAGAGCAGGAAGAACUUUCGGCCUCAUCAGUCUCUGACCGAAUCAUCUCUGUUACAGUCGUUUCAUGAAUUCCUGCAGAAGGCUGUCCGCGAUCACAGGUAUCGCAUCCAGCAAAAGGAGGUCAAUGACUUCUUGGUUGUCGCUGUCUGUGACGUGCUGGAAAAGCUUGUAGACACAGACGGCGAGAACCUGCCCUUCCAGUUCCACACCGGUCUCGGUGACACAGAUAUCGACUUGGUCAAAGCAAAUCCGGCGUAUAUGCAGCCCCUAAUCGAAGCAUUCCCCCAGGUCGACUUUGUCAUCCUUCAUUCGUCGUACCCAUACACCAGGGAGGCAGGUUACCUCGCAGCCAACUAUUCCAACGCUUGGCUCGAUAUCGGAGAAGCGUUUCCCAUGCUCUCUCGUGAAGGCGAGGAGUCUGUGCUACGACAGGCGCUCGAGCUGACACCAAGCUCUAAGAUUCUGUGGAGCACGGACGGACACUUCUAUCCCGAGACAUACUGGCUGGCCAACAAGCACUUCAGAGAAGCGCUUGAGAGAUUGCUUACUUCCUAUAUUGCUGCGGGUGAUGUGACCGUCGCUCAGGCCAUCGACAUCGCUGUCGAUAUUAUGUUCUGGAACUCAAAUCUACUCUACAAGCUUGACGAAGAGCGCAAAUAUCCCGAGCUGCUCCGAGCUUGUGGCAGAGAAGCCGUAGACAGCAUGCGUACGCUUGUGAAUGGUGGUUCGAAAGCUCCCUCUUUCAAAUCAUACGCGAGCACGGCUGUCGCGACUACUGCGGGAGGUGCGUCGUCAUCAGCAACUGCAGCUGCUGCAGCACGACCCGGGGCAUCUCUGAACGCCGCGUCUCUGUCAUCGUCGACUCUUUCGCUCCCUCUCCGGUCUGGGAGUGCAAGUGCGCCUUCAGGUCAAAACUCCACUGCUAUCUUUGCGCAGAAUGUGACCAUUUUUGAUGCCUUUAUGCAAACAAAUCCGGGCAUCAAGUGGAUGUGGGUUCAAUAUCUGGACUACACUGGCACUCUUCGUAACCGCAUGAUGAGCGUCCAACAAUUCAAAAAGCAGCUGUCAACAGGAAAAGCUCUCUGUUGUACGACUGCGCUGACGCGAUUGAUGCAGGACGACUACCCUGCAACCGGAUGCUCGGCUACCGGCCAAUUUCUCAUGAUUCCAGACCUGUCGACCCUCUCGUUGAACAAGGGUAUCUCAUCUCCGUCCGCCACUGUUCAGACAUGGUGGAUGGCAGACUCGGAGCAAGUACCCCUUGUUGAGCACUUCGACCGCUGUCCUCGCUGGCUGCUUCAGUCUCAAGCUGACGCUCUCAAGUCAGAGUUCAACAUCUCCAUGCUGAUGGGCUUCGAACUCGAGAUCAUCUUCAUGAAGCCGGUUCUGAACGAAACAAAAUCCGAUUUUGUGGAAUUCGAGCCGUUGCAUAUGGUUCAUUCGUGGUCAAACAUGACAUAUCAACAGCUCGAUAUGUUACCGAUUAUUGAAGAAAUCGUUGAACAUCUGGCCGAUCUCGACAUUCACCUUUCCCAAUUCCAUUCUGAAGCCGCACCGGGACAAUGGGAGUUUCCCUUACCAGCCUUUGAACCGGUAAAGGCCGUCGACGUCUUGUUCAAGGCCAAAGAUGUUAUUCGCAAUGUCGCCAAGAAGCACGGCCUGAAAGCAACGUGCUAUCCACGUCCCUAUUCGUUCAGCCCGGGCAGCGCCAAUCAUGCGCAUUUCAGCAUCAACGGACCCGGUGAUACGGUCGAAAAGUAUGAAGCACCCUUCCUCGCGGGCGUUUUGGAACAUCUCCCAGCACUGAUAGCGUUCUUGUUGCCGUUUGAGGAGUCGUAUCAACGCGUCAAUGCUGGAAUCUGGGCAGGUGGAGAGUAUGUAUGCUGGGGAACGCAGAACAAGGAAGUCCCCUUGCGGAAAUGUGGACCUGGGCACUUCGAGCUCAAGACGGUUGAUGGCAUGGGUAACUCUUAUCUGUCCAUGGCCGCUCUCCUGGCCUCGGGACUCCAUGGUCUUCGCCAAGAUCUCAAACUUCAGCACGGGGAUUGUACCGGAGACCCGACAGGAAUCGGCGAGGAGGAAAGGCAGAAACUCGGCAUUACCACGCAACUGCCUAACACAUUGGAGAAGAGUCUCAAAGCCUUGGACCGGGACAAAGUCUUACGACGGUCUCUGGGGUAUGCGGUCGUUGACGACUAUAUUGCCAUCUCGGAGAGUGUGAUGGCCAAGUUGAGGGGCUUUGGUGAUGAGAAGAGACGGUUGUGGUUGAUGGCCCGGUAUUGA